Messenger RNA from Musca domestica (house fly), 1570 nucleotides. RefSeq names its product sperm-associated antigen 1. Bases 62 to 1492 code for a protein of 476 amino acids. The transcript has 5 exons. Gene Ontology annotation, molecular function: heat shock protein binding. Lineage: Eukaryota; Metazoa; Arthropoda; Insecta; Diptera; Muscidae. The record is from RefSeq and is a predicted model, not a curated record. Gene Ontology annotation, cellular component: mitochondrion; cytosol.
UUGAAAACAAGUUAUAAAACAUAACAACAAACUCUCCAUUAAAAUCCAAAUUUACUAAAAUAUGUCUCAACCUAAGCGAACUUUGAUGGAACGCUAUGGCAUACCCGUACAACAUUUGGAUUUUCAAUAUAUUGCCGAGUGUAAGGACGAACGAGAAAUUGAGAGAAUUGUACACAUCCUCAGAUCCGGCGAGGAGGGAUAUUACCCAGAUCUUACCAAAUGUGCUGAAGAGAAGUUACAUGAACUAAAGCCGCAUAGUCGUCUAUUUCGGGUGGAGGAACACAUUCGGGGACGAGAAGCCUUAGGCGAACAAGAAUGGAAGCCGAUUUAUGAUUGGAAUCAUGAAAUCAAAACCAAGGAUAAAACAUUGCAAAAAUUGAGUAAAGAAAAGGGUGCGGAACUUGAUUUGCCGCCCGUACGACAAAAUGCUCAUAUAUCCUUAAAGAAACCCGAAGACUCAAAGACCAACAAAAAUGAAACUAAUGCUGCUGAUGCCAAAGUAGAGCGUAUCAAAUCAACCGAUUACAGCAAAUGGGAUAAAUACGAUGCUGAGGAAGAAAUAUUACGCCUCGACUUGGCCGAAGAACGUAUCCAAGAAGAAACUGAGAGAAAAAAUCGUUUAAAUUUGGAAAAAAUUAAAGCCAGCUAUCCCAAGAUCGAAGAGAUUCUCGAAGAGGCGGAGGCAAAUGGAAAGGGCUCAAUUCAUGCCCUUAGUGAUAUUGAAAGGGAAAAACUGUCGGAAGACUUUCGUUUGCGUGGCAAUGAGUAUUUUCGUGCCAAGGAAUAUGAAUUUGCAUUGGCCGAGUAUACUAAAGCCAUACAGGUAUAUCCGGAGAAGGCAGUCGGUCCCUACAACAAUCGAGCUGUAACCUAUAUAAAACAACAGCGAUUUUUGGAGGCCAUCAAGGAUUGUGAGGCAUGUUUAGCGUUGGAUCCAAAGAAUCUUAAAGCCCGUUUACGUUUAGCGGAGGCAAGUUAUGGCCAUGGCAGGCGGAGGGAGUCCUAUCAACUGUACAUCAAUGUCCUGGAAGUGGAUCCCCAGAACUCGAUAGCCCUCAAAGCCAUAACAGAGCUGCGAAAAAUGUUUGAAGAUUUGCCACCACCACUCUCUAGACGAAUGCAAAUUAUCGAUGAGGAUUCUUCAAAGGCAGCAACACCCAAAACCAAUUCAAGUUCCUUAAAGACGGAAAUUCAAAAGAAAACUAAUACCGUUUCGAAAAAAUCCACCCCCGAGCAGAGUGAACUGAAAAAUUACGAUUUAGCAGAUCUGGUUAAACCCAAUCGUUUGGUUAAAAAUAAAAUAUUGAAAGCAGCCGAAAAUUUUGGCAAAUUACAAAUAAAGGCGCAAACAAGAGCAAAGGAUGAGGAUAAAAAGGAGAUUGAAACGAAAGAAAAGCCAAAGGAAGUUGAUGAUACAGAGUUUUCAAAUUUUGUAGUACCGGGAAAUGUAAGAGCAUCGGGCAUGGGAAAAAUCUUAAUAGAAGAGAUUUAGUUGCAAAUUUUUAUCAUAAACGAAUAAUAAAAAAAUAAAUACUAAUUUGUUUAGUUAAAUAACACUGUGCAACACAAA